AAGUACAUAAAUUGGUGCCAUUUAAUAGAGAUGAUGUUGAUUCAAAUCGUAUUAGUACAAGUGAUGUGGAUAAUGAGGGAGUAGAUGACUCAAAUGGUGAAGAAAGUGAUGGACAAAAUGACACACUUGACGAUUAUUGUACUGAUGAAGAAGAGAAUAUGUGUGUUGAUGGUGAUGAUGAUGAUGAUGAUAACUUUAACUAUAGAAAUAUAAGGUAA
Ilex paraguariensis (yerba mate) is the source of this 218-nucleotide messenger RNA. The record is from the annotation of a GenBank genome assembly. NCBI's taxonomy places the organism in Eukaryota, Viridiplantae, Streptophyta, Magnoliopsida, Aquifoliales, Aquifoliaceae.